AUGAAAUCUUCUUCUUUAUCGAUAAAGCAACCGACGACGAGAGCCGCCGGUACUGUCGUCGUCUCCGAUGAAAAAGAAGAAGAAGAAGAAGAACUCGUAACAACGCCCACGCGAGGAAAAAGAUUUUUCCAUCGACGCUCGAGCGAAGAUGGCGGUGAAAACACGAAAUCAUCCUUUCGCGAUCGCUUCACUUCGUUGAGUCGAACGAGCGAGGAUGGUAACGAGAGCGAAUACAGCGGAUUUGGUAGCGAAAGAGGAAAGCAUCAUCAUCAUCGUCCCAAGACGAAAGAGAGCGGGAAAUACGCGGAACCGAACGAGGAAGAACGAAAACGAAUGGAAUAUUUAAAAGAGCAAUUGGUGAAACACGAGAUGAUAUUGCCAAAAACGAUGACGAUACCGGAGUUGGGCGGCGAGGAGAGGACGCUUCUGAGAUUCGUUCGAGCGAGGACGAAAGGGAAGGAGUUGGCGUGGGAAAUGUUACGGAACACACUGAAAUGGAGGAAAAAAUGGCACGUGGACGAGUGCUUAGAGCGGUCGUUCUUAGAGAACGAGAAGCUGUACGAUAUAGUGUGCUCGCAAAACUCUUUUUACGUCGGUCACGGGAAGUUUGGACACCCGAUUUAUUUCGACAACGUGACGAAUAUGCCUUGGAAGCAAAUACUGAGCGAAUUCGACGACGUGGACACGUUUCUUCGGACUCAAAUCCAAACAAUGGAGUGGCAGCAAGAGUUCGUGUUUAAGCCAGCGUCAGAGAGAGUCGGGUAUCCCAUCACGCAAGUGAUUAACAUUUGGAACUUGCGAGGCAUGACUUUGGGCUUAUUCACGAGCGAAAUCAAAGCGGUGACGAAAAAAGCCAUGCAGUUAUCCCAGGACAACUACCCGGAAAGUCUCUACCAAUCUUACAUCAUCAACGCUCCCACCAUAUUCACCGUCAUCUGGUCCAUUAUUAAACUCUUCCUAGAUGUGAAAACGAGGAAUAAAGUCCACAUCAUGGGUCACGGCAAACACGUCUUUGACCAACUGCAGAAAAAACUCGGCCCGAACUCCUUACUCACCGCGGAGAUGGUCCAAUCGAAAUUCAAAGACAUCGGCGUCGUCGAGCGGAAGCUCGGAUUUGAAUCCGCGCACAAGAAGUCCCAAGAUUACAUCCGAAAAAAGUUACGCGAGAAAAACCAACCGUUCUAUCCCUCUCACUCCGUUCUCGAGAAGCGAAAAGAAGAGCUGGAACAAUUCGACGAGGAGGAGUUCUUCGACGCGAGCGACGAGCACUGGUGGACGAAAAGCGAGAAGGAAAUCAAGGAGAAAUGUUUUAGCUGUUUUAGUUGCUUCACUAAGAAGCGAGUUAAUGAGUUGCCUUAA
This is a messenger RNA of Bathycoccus prasinos, 1359 nucleotides long. RefSeq lists its product with no specific name. The record is from RefSeq and is a predicted model, not a curated record. Bases 1 to 1359 code for a protein of 452 amino acids. NCBI's taxonomy places the organism in Eukaryota, Viridiplantae, Chlorophyta, Mamiellophyceae, Mamiellales, Bathycoccaceae. The transcript has a single exon.